AUGGCAUCAAGCAGCUAUUCCUGCUACGGCUGCCGCUGCUUCCUCUUGGUCCUCCUCACCGCCGCCGCCGUCUUCUUCACCGCCUCCGAUGCUCAGGUGCCUGGCUUCGUCAGCAUCGACUGCGGCGGCUCCGCCAACUACACGGACGAGCUGGGCCUGCAGUGGACGGGCGACGCCGGGUGGUUCCCCUUCGGGCAGACGGCCACCAUCUCCGUGCCCUCCGAGAAGCGCGCGCAGUACUCCACGGUGCGCUACUUCCCCUCGUCGCCGGCGCCGUCCACCAAUAAUAAUAAUAAUAACAAGCACUGCUACACGCUGCGCGUCCGCACCCGCACCCGCUACCUCGUCCGCGCCACCUUCCUCUACGGCAACUUCGACAGCAGCAACGUGUUCCCGGAGUUCGACCUCUACCUGGGGGCCUCCCACUGGUCCACCAUCGUCAUCUACGACGACGCCAAGGUCGUCACCAGGGAGGCCGUCGUCCUCGCCGCCGACCCCGCCCUCAGCGUCUGCCUCUCCAGCGCCGCCACCACGGGGCAGCCCUUCAUCUCCACGCUGGAGCUUCGCCAGCUCAACGGCUCCCUCUACUACACCGACUACGAGGCCGACGCCUUCCUCGCCCUCUCCGCCAGGAUCAACUUCGGCGCGCCCACCGCCGACCCCGUCAGGUACCCGGACGACCCCUACGACAGGAUCUGGGAGUCCGACAUGGUCAGGAGGGCCAACUACCUGGUGGACGUCGCCGCUGGCACCGUCAACGUCUCCACCGACAGGCCCGUCUUCGUCGCCUCCAGCGAGAGGCCCCCGCAGAAGGUGAUGCAGACGGCGGUCGUCGGCUCCCUCGGCGAGCUCACCUAUCGCCUCGACCUCCCAGGCUUCCCUGGCAACGGCUGGGCCUUCUCCUACUUCGCCGAGAUCGAGGAGUUCGUCGUCCCCGAGACGCGAAAGUUCAAGCUCUACAUCCCGGGCCUGCCGGACGUCAGCAAGCCCACGGUGGACAUCGGCGAGAACGCGCCGGGAAAGUACCGCCUCUACGAGCCAGGCUUCUUCAACAUCUCGCUGCCCUUCGUCCUCUCCUUCGCCUUCAGGAAGACCAACGAUUCAUCCAAGGGGCCUAUUCUCAACGCCUUCGAGAUAUACAAGUACAUCCACAUCGAUCUCGGCUCGCCAGAUGCACCUGUGAUGGCAAGCCUGGCGUCGCGUUACCCGCUCGCUGAUUGGGCAAUGGAAGGCGGCGAUCCCUGCCUACCUUCACCUUGGUCUUGGGUCAAAUGCACUUCAGAAGCACAACCAAGAGUUGUUUCCAUAAAUCUUUCAGGAAAGAACUUGACAGGGAACAUACCACCCGAUGUAGUGGCUUUGCCAUGCUUAGCAGAGAUCGGAUUUGCUAAUAACAUGUUGACGGGCCCAAUUCCUGAUCUCAGUGGCUCCUCCAACCUAUCCAUCAUUCAUCUCGAGAACAACCAACUGACCGGAAAUGUUCCUUCAUACUUUGGAAGCUUGCCAAAACUGAGCGAGCUGUACCUUCAAAACAACAAGCUGUCUGGAUCCAUUCCCCGGGCUCUGCUAAGUCGAAGCAUUAUUUUCAACUACUCUGGGAACAUGUAUCUUGGAAUAGGGAAGCAAGAGAAGAAGCAUGUAAUUGUAAUCAUCAUUAUAUCUGCUCUGCUUGGAGCAUCCUUGUUACUUGCAGCCGCCCUAUGUUGCUACAUGCUGACACGCAAAGCCAUGAACAGGGACUCUUCAUCCACAGCAGAAGGAGGUCCACAUGACGACGAUGUCGUUGCAGAGAAGGUGCUGCCUGCAGAGCAGAACAAGAAGUUGCAGAAUUAUCCAAGCACGACGAGGCAGUCGAGUGGAAGAAUCGCCACCGAGACGGCUCAUCCCUACAGACUGUGUGAGCUUGAAGCGGCGACCAACAAGUUUGCGAGCAGGAUCGGUUCAGGGGGGUUUGGGAUAGUGUACUACGGGAAGCUGAGUGAUGGAAAGGAGAUUGCUGUGAAGGUGCCUAGCAACGAUUCGUACCAGGGGAAGAAGCAGUUCUCAAACGAGGUGGCUUUGCUCUCGAGGAUACACCACAGGAACCUAGUGGCGUUUCUAGGCUAUUGCCAUGAGGAUGGGAGAAACAUUCUGGUGUACGAGUUCAUGCACAAUGGAACGCUCAAAGAGCAGCUGCAUGGGCGCGACAAGCACAUUAGUUGGAUCAAGCGGCUUGAGAUUGCCGAGGAUGCUGCGAAAGGGAUCGAGUAUCUCCACACUGGAUGCACGCCAUCGAUCAUCCACAGAGACAUCAAGACGAGCAACAUCCUUCUGGACAAGCAUAUGAGGGCCAAGGUGUCCGACUUUGGGCUCUCCAAGUUGCUGGCAGCGGAGGGGAAGGAGUCUCAUGCGUCAACCAACGUGAGAGGGACACUGGGCUACCUGGACCCGCAGUACUACAUCUCUCAGCAGCUGACUGAGAAGAGCGACAUGUACAGCUUCGGCAUCAUCCUGCUGGAGCUCAUCUCCGGCCGCCCUCCCAUCUCCACCAUCGCCUUCGGCGACCACUUCCGCAACAUCGGGCCGUGGGCCAAGUUCUACUACGAGAGCGGAGACAUCGAGGCCAUCAUCGACCCCUCCAUCUCCAUGGCGGGCGAGUACCAGGACGUGCAGUCCGUCUGGAAGAUCGCCGAGGCUGCGGUGCGGUGCAUCGACGUGGAGCCCCGGAAGCGGCCCUGCAUGCCUGAGGUGGUCAAGGAGAUCCAGGACGCCAUGGCGCUGGAGCGGGCGGCGGCUGCGGAGAAGACCAACAGCAACAGGGGGCUCGGCUGCCCCUUCUCCCCCGCGGCGGCGAGCGUGAGGUCCGGCGGGACCAUGAGGUCGCACGACAUGGUCAUGGACAACCUGCUGCUCAUGGACGACGACGACGACUCCACCUCCUUCUCCGGCUCCGCCGUCAGCAAGCUCAAGUACCCGGAGCUGCGAUAG
Molecule: messenger RNA, 2967 nt
Organism: Miscanthus lutarioriparius
Lineage: Eukaryota; Viridiplantae; Streptophyta; Magnoliopsida; Poales; Poaceae
Source: the annotation of a GenBank genome assembly